AAACAGAAAAAAACGUCGAUGGUUUUUGCUGUGUCCCAGCAAAGGUGAAAUAUUGGAAACAUUUAACCUUUCUCGGGGUCACUUUGAUGUUACAAGUGUUUACUAGAACUUAGAGUUUUCCCAAAGACUUUUGUUAAUAUCGGAAAAUGAAAAAAAGCGAGCUGGAUAUUCCACCACCCGCCACCCCGGUCAUCAUACAACUCUACGAAGAUUUGGGAGAACAGUUGUUGGAUAUUGUUGAAGAAAAGUGCGGCGGCGACCACAGGAUAGUGGCAGGCGUGUGCCCGAAUCUCACGGAGGCCAAGCGGACGGCGGAUGGAAAAAACGCGGGAAAAUCUCUGAGGAAAAACGGACAACGUUUGUCUACUACAAGCACCGAAUGCAAGCUGCCAUCCGUUGAAGGUGGGUUCACUCAGAAAAUAAGACUGAAGGAUGAUAUAAACGCCGAUUUUGCAUCAUCUUAUGAAAAAGAGACCAUUGAAAUCCCGCCAGAAAACUUUAAGACAACAUUUAACACAAUGGAAGGCAAAUUCCCACCAAGGACAAGACCUGACAAGAAGACGAACGCAUCCAAACUCAAAACGACUGCGCAAAUGAACGCAAGAAAACCUCAAGGUGGGGGACGGGUUGGUGCAACUUUACCCAAGAUAACGGUGACUUCUGAGGCCGCCAAUAAUAACAGUUUCAAAGGAGGAUGCAGUGUAAGAACUAGACAACUUCAGAAGAACACAAGUAACAAACGCACAACAGAGAAGACUGGAGCGCAUCUCAGUGUAUCUGUACCAAAUUCACAUCUCGAAGACAAAUGCAACACCGUGAAUCAAAUGUCACGAAAGAUGACGAAAAGUUUGGAUAACAACAAACGUGUGUCACCUCGGGAUGGCGUAAGAAAUAAUAAUUUGAGUGAGGACAAAACGGUAAAAGUAACAACAAUCCCACACAAGAAAAGCAACGAGAUAAAAAGCGAAGUAAAGACUUCACAGAAGACCACAGACAGCUCCAUAGACAACGGAAACAUUGCGAAUGCACACAAGAACAAUACCGAGAAAAAGACACAAGAAGUUCCAACAGAGAAAGCAGGACAUUCCAAAGACGCUACAAAGACGAACGAUACAAGACCUCCAGAGUUAAACAAAAAUGUGAAAGAUACAGAAUCUAGCGAUGUGUUGGAGAAAAAGAACAAGGAAAUCGCCAGAACAAAUGAUGGAGCAAAUAAACCAAGAGUCGACACCAAGAAAACGACAACUGAUGUACAUGUAGAGAAGAAAUGGAAGUUGGAAGUAGACACAAGUCAGUUCUCUGAAAAAGAAAAUAAUUCCGUCCCACCAGAAAGUACAGUGGACCACAAAGACGCUGCAUGUACUUCUAAACACGUCGUCUUCAAAGUAGGGCCGCCGUCAACAACUCGACCUACAGAAGAAAACACAAGAGCAGAGAAAACAUUAAACAAAAGCAAAGAGAACAUCAAACAAAAGAAGAAGACUGCUACAAAACCGAUAACAAACAAGGCAAAAACUGAUGGAACGAAAGAAGGAGAAACUGAAAAGUCGGGCAGAGACAGUCCUAAGCAGAAGAAGAACUUAAGACUUUGCGAGGUGGUGAAGCAAGGAGACAGGAGCGUCCCUAAGUACAGAGACAUUCACCAGAACGUGAAGGAGAAGAGACAUGGAAAUAGAGAAGCCCUGGAGGUGACAUCUAUGCAGUGUGAGGAACUGAAGGAAGCCAACAUGUACCUCACCAAGAUUCUGGGGGUGGAGAAAAACGCAAGGACCAUUCAGUUGAUAGAUCAGCUGCAGCGUCACCAGAAGACUCUUGAGGCUGAGUUAGAAGAGGCGAGGAGGAAGGAGGCGCAUGCGCAGGAGAGGGCGGAGAAGGCGGAGAAACACGUGAACGAGAUCUCACAACAGGUUGAACAAGUGCGUAGGUCACGUGACAAAACCCUCGGCGAGAAAGAACAGCUACUGAAGGAAGUUGAAAAAGAGAGGAAGGCGUUUGAAAAGGUUCGUCAGCAUGUUGACUCGGUGGGUAAGAUGCGCCAGCGCGCGCACCAAGUGAAGGAGAAUGCCUUACGUCAGAGGAACAAGCUGGCCAAAGAGAUCGAAGCCGAGCGCGCCAAAAUGUCCGCCAUGUUGCUGGCCAUGAAGGAAGUCAACACGCAGAAAUUCAACGCCGAGAGACGCAGACUCAAUAUGGUCCGAAUGAAAAACAAACUAGCGAAGGAGAGAGACGAAGAAAGAGCCCGGCUACGCGAACUCCACGACACGAUCGAAGAAAUGAAGAAAGAAAAAGAAGAGGCCGUGAAACAAAAAUACAAGGCCCUGAAGCAACGAGACUUGGCCAGAACAACUUGUAGGAAGUUGAAUGGUGAACUGAAAGAACUACGCGAUUCCGUGGACUCGUUGAACGAAUCUGGAUGCUACGUUCUAGAGACUUCAGAGAGGCUGACUGUUAUGGAGAACACUCGGCGGCCACACCCCGGAACGACAAACCCGAAAAACCCGCGGUCAACAUUCCCCUCCAUCGAUAACAAGUUGCCUAAGAGGGGGCUCAAAAGUAAAGCACCGCAUCCGGGUGUUGCAAAGACAAAGAAUCCCGCCAAAUUACCGAAAAUAAACCAGACACAAGCAGCGGUCGGUGCCGUCCCAUCUCCUAUGAGAGGCGGCUUCCCGAGUGUUCAUAGAACCAGACCUGUACAGUACGACCAGUGGAGCCCCGCCUUCUCUCAUGACGUCACGGAGAAUGACGUCUACGAUUGGGGUUUCUAUGACGACGAGCAUCUUGCACAUCAAGAUCUGACCAGGAGCUACAUGCAAUACGCUGACUUGCAGGCGACUGGUCAUCAGAGAGCACUGGUCAAUCGGCCUCCUCACGGUGGACAGUGGAAAAAGUAUCCCACGGGCGAGACUUUGGCACCGCACUCCCGCCUUCGCCCUCCUACCAUAUCGGACAACGGUUUCCAUAGCAACGCAGACGUCAACUAUGAAGAGAGCGACUUCGCGACGAGUUCUACCACAGAGAGCGGUAGUCAUGGCAACACGGUUGACAGACAGGUGUCGGCUCAUUUGCAAGGGCUGUCAAGCGAUCCGCGCGCUCACGUGACCGACUACCAUGGCAACACUAUGAUUGACAGGCAGGUCUCCGCGCACCUCUGCCAUUGGGACUGUGACUGCGCAAGAAAUAAUGUCGGCCAAUCAGAGUCUGCGAAACUUCCAGUGAUUGAAAGUGCUCAACUGUAUCGCCCAUCAGCGAUUACGUCAUCGAAAGUUGAUCGUAUCAAAUUCCCUGAAUUGUAAGCUAUAAUUUCUUAAGUACGAGAAUACAAAGUAUGAUGAGAAGGGAAACACUAUUUCUAUCAACUUAAGGACUGUAAAAAAACUUGUAUAGUUUCUACUCUUUAAAUAACGAAAAGUACUAGUAUGUUUCCAUGUUUUCAUGUUUAUAAUAUCACAUUUGAAGCUAUAAAUAAAAAGUGUACAAAGUAGCAAAGUACGAGUAACGAACAUGUUUACAUUGUACAUAACUCGAGAAGAACAUUUUAAAAGAACUUUUAAUAUAAAGAUAUGGAAGUACGUGUAUA
Molecule: messenger RNA, 3577 nt
Organism: Branchiostoma belcheri (Belcher's lancelet)
Lineage: Eukaryota; Metazoa; Chordata; Leptocardii; Amphioxiformes; Branchiostomatidae
Product: nucleoprotein TPR-like
Exons: 5
Coding region: 147-3293 (1048 amino acids)
Source: RefSeq, a predicted model, not a curated record